Messenger RNA from Peniophora sp. CBMAI 1063, 2576 nucleotides. NCBI's taxonomy places the organism in Eukaryota, Fungi, Basidiomycota, Agaricomycetes, Russulales, Peniophoraceae. The record is from the annotation of a GenBank genome assembly.
GCGUCAAGCUCGUGCGGGUGCGGCAGGACGAGCCGCUCACUAAGGGCGUGCUGAGGGUCUUGACGCACAAUCAUGAUGCGGGGCUGGAAGAGGUCGUGCAGGAUCCCACGGAGGCCAUCGCGGACGCGGAGGACACGGAGAGGAUAGGGCCGCCGCCGCCUUCACCGCCCGCGAGCGAGGGUCACGAGAGCAUGCCCAUCCCCAUCCCGCGCAGCGCCUCGCCACAGCCCAUCGACGCCAGCAUACCGCUCUCGACAUCUCCCGAGGCUGUGGGUAGUUUGUUAACAAACCCUAAUCCGAGUGCGAGCGAGAAGGGCAGCGCGCCUCCGCCCAGCGCAUGGGCGCCCGCGAGACCAGGGCACGCGAACAGCGACAGCGCUGCGAGCGUGACGUUCGACCUGCCCGCUCACCCGCGUGGCUCCUCAUCAUCCUACGCCACAUCAUCGGCAAACCCGAAACACAGCAGUCUGAACGCACACCCGCGGCACGCUAGCGAGCCCGACGACUCGCCGACACAGCCCAGGUUGGGAAGGUGGAAUACGACCGGUGGUACACAUACGGGUACGGGGAAGGAGGCGGCGAGGGACGCUUGUAGGGAUGGACGUGGUACGGCUGGAGCGGCUGGAGCUGCGGGGAGGACGAUGAGUAUGAGGAGUCUAGCUGGCGACGAGGAGGAUGGCGUUCCGGCUGCGCUUGCGGACGAUAUCCAGGCGCAGGCAGACCAGAUACGCCGGGAGAGGCACUCGAAGAGGUUACGAGGCGAGGGUGCUGCGGGAAGUACGUCGGACGAAAAGGCGGACAAGGUCGCCGUCGGCAACGUCAUUGGCGAAGGCCACGCCAACUACGUACUCAUGUACAACAUGCUCACCGGCAUCCGUAUCGCCGUCUCAAGAUGUCAAGCCAAGAUCGCCAGAGCCCUCACACCCGAAGACUUCAACGCCGCGCACAAAUAUUCCUUCGAUAUAAUCGGCAACGAACUCACGCCUUCGGCCAAGUACGACUUCAAGUUCAAGGACUACGCCCCCUUCGUCUUCCGCGACUUGCGCGAACGCCACUUCAGGCUCGACCCGGCCGACUACCUCCUGAGCCUUACAGCGAAAUACAUCCUCAGCGAGCUGGGCAGCCCUGGCAAAUCCGGCUCGUUCUUCUACUUCUCGCGCGACUACCGCUUCAUCAUCAAGACGAUCCACCACACUGAGCAUACAUACCUCCGCCGGAUUUUGCCGCGGUACUACGAGCAUGUCAAGAAUAACCCGCAUACGCUCGUUAGUAGGUUCUAUGGGCUGCAUCGGGUCAAGCUGCCGCGCGGUCGCAAGAUCCACUUCGUCAUCAUGAACAACCUCUUCCCGGCGCAUAAGGAUAUCCACGAGACGUACGAUCUCAAGGGAUCGACCGUCGGACGGCUGUACCCCGAAGACCGUGCGCGCGCGAAUCCGCGCGCUGUGCUCAAAGACCUGAACUGGAUCUCUCGCGGCAAAAGCAUCGAGCUCGGCCCCGAGAAACGCGCGCUCCUGACCGAGCAGCUGCGCCGCGACGCGGCCUUCCUGCGCGAAGUCGGCGUCAUGGACUACUCGCUCCUCAUCGGGAUCCACAAGCUCGAGCGCGGGAACCGCGACAACGUCCGGCGCAACACGCUCAAGGUGUUCUCGCCGGACGUGCCGCCGCGCGACGGGCAGGCCGUGCGGAGGCUGAUGCGGACUGCGCCGGCUGUGGCGAGUCUGCCUGAUCAUCUUGCCGCGAGCCCGGGCGCGCAGAGUUUGUUCUACCAGGACGAGGGCGGGUUGCGCGCGACGGACGAGAGGAAUAAGGAUCUGAAUACGAUCUAUUACCUUGGCGUCAUCGAUAUUUUGACGCCGUUUCGGUUCGCGAAGAAGGUCGAGGGCGUGUGGAAGGGGCUUCGUGCCGACCGCCACAAGAUCUCGCCGGUCCCGCCAGACGAGUACGCAGACCGCUUCGUGGCGUUCAUGAAAGCCGUCAUGCGCGGCGGAGGCGGCGCAACAGCCUUCGUAGCGUCAUCCGACGUUGGCCUCCUCCAACACCAACCCUCCGAAUCGUCCGCCGAUCCCUCUCCUAUCUCGCCCGACGAGCCGCCCAUUACACCUGGGCACGACGAGCAACAGAGUAUAGGCGGCGGAAGGGCCGAUGGGCGGCGCAGGACGAGCGCGGGGAGCAGGGCGAGCAGGCGGAGCGGGGACGGGAGCAGUAGUGGGCGGCGGAGCGGCGAGGGUGCGCUUGCGAGUCCGCGGGGCGCGGCGGGCGCGAGGGGAGGGUUCGGCGGGAUGAGAGAGCCUGCGGAUCCGAGGGGCGGGUAUGGCGAGGUUGCCGCUGCUGCUAUGGCCACGGGCGCGCCUAUGCCCGAUAAUAUGACGCACGGCAAUGGCGCGGCGCAUCCGAAUGGGCAUAAGGGGUUCGAGAAGCUGCAUGGGGAGAGGAUGCCGAGCGGGGAUGGGUUGCUGGGGAAUGGGUAUGGGAAUGGCGAUGCGGAGGUGUUUACGAGCGGGGCGAAUGUGAGGAGCGGGGCGCAUUGGAAGGCGGAUGGGCCGCAGAGGAGGGAGUAUAUCCGCCGGUGGUCAUGA